UCAAAUUUUGAUUCCAUGCUUGAAUUUUGUCAUUAAAAAAGUAAGUUAAACUUUAUUUUUUAAUUAUAAAAUGGAAGAAAUAAUUUUAAACUUUUUAUUUAUUUUGAUAAUAUCUAUACCCGGUAUAAUAUACACUGAAAGAAUAUACUAUCCAACUUUACCGUUUGGUGAGUACAAGGUAAAAUUUAAAGCUGUGUUUCAAUGCGACGACAAAAUUGAUUAUUUAAUAAAAACUAACGUUCAUUUACACAGAGCUACAAAAACAAAAACAGAAAUAAGAGGGAAUAUUACAAUGGACGUACCUUUUGACGAUUCUAUAAAGCUUAAAUUUAAUAUGGCCAUACUGGAUAGAAUAGGAGGAUGGAAAGAUAAUGCAUAUGUUUUCAACACGACAAACGGAUGCACAACUUUGAAGACUUUUUUUAGAAAAGAAUUUUGGACUUCUUAUACCAAUAAUAAUAACAAUACCAGUGUAUUAGAAUGCCCAGUACCUUCAGGGUUUUAUGAGAUGGACGGAUUGGAUUUAACAUUGGUACAAAAACUGAAUAUUCCUAAGAAAUUUUUCUAUGGUACAUAUAAAUUGUAUUUAUACUAUACGGAUGAAAACGAUACAACUAUUGGAUGUACCGUGUUUGUUUUUGAAAUAUUGAGACCGUGGGAAGUAUUGGCGAAAUAAAUUAUCUAUAUACUUUUUAUGAAAUGUAAAAUUUGGACGUAUAACUUUAAA
This is a messenger RNA of Adelges cooleyi (spruce gall adelgid), 727 nucleotides long. RefSeq lists its product as uncharacterized. The record is from RefSeq and is a predicted model, not a curated record. The transcript is spliced from 4 exons. Bases 71 to 676 code for a protein of 201 amino acids. Lineage: Eukaryota; Metazoa; Arthropoda; Insecta; Hemiptera; Adelgidae.